Molecule: messenger RNA, 2130 nt
Organism: Poecilia latipinna (sailfin molly)
Lineage: Eukaryota; Metazoa; Chordata; Actinopteri; Cyprinodontiformes; Poeciliidae
Gene: kitlga
Product: kit ligand a
Exons: 8
Coding region: 321-1100 (259 amino acids)
Biological process (GO): cell adhesion; positive regulation of cell population proliferation
Cellular component (GO): plasma membrane
Molecular function (GO): cytokine activity; stem cell factor receptor binding
Source: RefSeq, a predicted model, not a curated record
UGUGCUGUUUCGUGCUGCUCCUCUCAGUAUCUAGAUCUAUGUUGUAGCCUAGAACGAGCGGGCUGUGUGCGCUUCACAUUACACGAGCAUACGGGGUGCAAAGAUUGAAUUAGAUUUUUUACUAUUAUUAUUAUUAGUAUUAUUAUUAUCAUUAUUCCGCCGUGGUCACUUUCUUCGGGGCUUUUUUUCUCCUCUGUUUGGAUACCUCGGACUUAGGCAUUGGAUAUGUGCACAAAGGAUGAUGAAAACCCCUUUCCUCAUCGUAGAAGUAAAAUAAAAUAGGCUUUCGCGCACACUGGAUUUACCUCUUGCCGUUCCAUAUGAAGAAGUCAAAAAGUUGGAUAGACGUCUGUGUCCAUUUCCUGCUGUUCAUGACGCUUGGGGUACAUUCAGCUGCGACUGGAAAAGUGGUCAAUGAUAUUGACAGGAGAGUCCCUGAUUUGAGACAAAAUAUUCCAAAAGAUUAUAAAAUCCCCAUCAAGUUCAUUCCCAAAGAAAUGGGCGACAUGUGUUGGGCAAAGUUAAAUCUUUACUACUUGGAGGAGAGCUUGAAGGAUUUAUCUGAAAAGUUUGGAAACAUUUCAUCUAAUAAUCUCAACAUACAAAUACUCAUCCAAUUCAUUGAAGAGAAGCGGAUAGGAAUCAGUAAUAUGAAUACACAAAUGUUAGAGUUUGAGUGCCACUACAGAGAUGAUAAGUGGGAAACAGGGAAAUACUUUAACUUUGUCGAGGAGGUGUGUAAUACUGCAGACAGAGAAAGACCUGAAGAGGAAUGUGAUCCACCUCCCUGUCCCACCACACCGAUACCGACAGAAGAAUCCUCUUCAGCUCAGUAUACGUCAGGCCAAGACACGUCACUCAGUAUCUCUACUAAAGAAAUAGCGCGCUCAUCAGCUUCAUCGCCAAGUCCCCUUCGCCAGGUGGUGGAGAAAAGCCUUUUCUCCUUACUGUUUAUCCCACUGCUGGCCCUAAUCUUCCUGCUUGUGUGGAAGGUCAGGUCAAGAAGGAACGUAGAGCAUCCUCGAUCAAAUCGUGGAGAAGAAGAAAGCUUUACAGAGCCGAUGGCACCUCAGCCAGCCGGUGAAACGUCAGAAAAGUAAGCUGCUUCUGUCGUUUUCCACAGCUUGUGCAUCUUGCAAAUGAAUGCAAUUAACAACAUAAUUGUUAUUUGUGUUCUUUUUGUAUUUUGUUUAAUCUCUUGUCAUCAAUGACAUGGGGUCUGGACUCGAUUAUUCUAACUUCUGAGGAUAGAAAAAUCUGCAGUGAACAAGAAAGAAGUGGAAACACAAACCACAGAGUCAUAUAACUUGAUAAGAAGCAGGUGUGCUCUUAAACGAGCGAUAUGCACUGUAAAAACUGUGAAGUGGUAGUUUCUUGAAAGAACUGGGACUUUGUCCAAAAGCAGGGUUACUAUACAAUUACACAAUGAAAGGUCAUGGAACUUCAAAUCAUAAGAAGGACAGUAAAUCUGGACUGCAGUGCUUCAGCUGUUUGAGCUUUGAGAAUUUGCAUUGAAUUUUUAAAGCCCUCACCUUUACUUGACUUCCCCACCUCAACCCUCGCAGUAAGUGUAAUAUAUCAUCACAGCCAGUUAAAUGGUAUGAUAUGUCAGAAGUAUGUAGGGUACUACCAAAACUGAAUAGUUUUUAUAUCGUAUUUUCUUCCAUUUAAUUAAAUAAUACACUAGUUUUAGAAUUUCCUACUAAUUUUAAACAGAAAAACAGUAUCUCAAUAUAACAUUAAAAAUGCAAGUGCAAAUACUCCACCUUCUUCAAUAAACUCAUAUCUUGCUUCUGCUGUCAAUGUUUAAUCCAGCAGGAAAACACUUUUGCCAAAGCAGGAAGCUAGCGUUAGCUUGUCUGAACUUUGUUUUUAUAUGACUUGUUCAUAAUUCAGCUCAUAGCAUCUUUCAGUGCAGUUGCAGUUAAGGGUGUGCCAAACAAAACUUUCAGAAAGACACUUAACACUCGAUUUUGGAUGUUGUAGAACUAAAUAUGAUUGAGCUGCACUAAGGGAAGCGCUCCACAGCGACUCCCACCAGCUCCUACAGACUAGUGCCAGCAGCAAUUAGCAAUUAGCUGAGCUUAUCAUGUAAACUACAGCACUGCUAAGAACUGUUGGAAGCAACAU